AUGUGUUGCAUGGGCUGGCCAGUCAAGGACGUUGAGUACGAGCCAGCUCCAAAAUAUCUAAACACCACGACAGGAUACCGGUACCAGUGGAACGGACAGUCAUGGGAUCUGCAGCAGAUCCAAGUGCCUACUUCUAUCAGGUCUUCGAUGGCGCGCAAAGCAGAUCGCCGUUACAGCGACUACCUUGCCGACUCCGAGUCCAGUGAUUCGUGGCAAACCAUUAGCCCUCCCUCUUCCACCAAAAUGAAGAGUUCUUUGAAGCCUUCCAAGUCUAGGCGCGUCACGCUUCGCACCCCUUCGGAGGAGGAGCUUAAUGAGAGACUCUGUGAGCUUGGCCGUCUUCGAGCCCCCACUCCCUACGCCCUGUCGCGUCACUCCACCCCGGACGAGGACGACCACAAGGCCAACAACUUGCAAAACCACAACCACAACCACAACCAGCCUCUGACUGCCACCACUACCGCCGCCAACACUGCCGCCAAUUCAUUCCCUCCUGGUAUCGCGCCUUACAACGCGCCCACUGGUACUGUACCUCAACUUGGCCCCAAUCAGGUCUUCACCCACGGCUGCAUCCCUGGCCAACCCUUCCUCAACACCAAUCUGACGACAACUUGCGCACCCUACCCGUACGCAACCACCCACCAAGGUCAAGCACCACUAGUCUCUGUCGCCAACGGUACCACCAUGGAGCCAGGAUAUCAGAACUCGAUGCCAAACAAUUAUGGCCUUCAUUUCCAGCCGCAGGUCCCCGAUACUUCUCUCGGACCGAUGACUCAUGUUUACCAGCCUCGAUUCGACAACGGCGUUGUUGCCUACUCUCAUCCUGGCAUCGUUGGUCCCCAAGGCGUCGCGUUCCCCAUGCAAGCCGGCCCCGUCACCGCCCCCAUCAUGCCUGUUGUCGCGCAGCAGCCCUACCCGGCGCAGCCGAUGAUGGUCGCUGGUGGCCCCGCCCAGGGUCCGCCCGUGAUGAUGGGAGCAGGCUUUGGCGGUGGCGGUGUCCCUCCCGGACAGCCGGUGCUUGUGCACGCAGGACCCGCGCCGAUGGGAAUGGGAGGAGCGCCCAUGAUGCCAGGUAACUUUCCCGCUCACCCCUCUCAGUUCCCUGUCCACAAUGAGCCUGCCACUGGCAUUGGCCAGACUGCGAGCGAGGUUGCUGCUGCUUUCAUGACGAACCCCGAGCUCAACGAGCCACAGGACUUUAAGCCCGCCGACGACACCCCCUCUCGCAUGUACAUGGUCCGCCAGCUCGACGGCCAUUACAUCCAGAUGCCGCGCGCCACGAUCGAUUCUUUCGGAAAGGGAGCCCGUUGGUACGUCACAGACGAGGGAGUCUUCUACGCGGUGCGGUUGGAGGUCUGA
This is a messenger RNA of Diaporthe amygdali, 1359 nucleotides long. RefSeq lists its product as uncharacterized. The coding region runs from base 1 to 1359 and encodes 452 amino acids. The record is from RefSeq and is a predicted model, not a curated record. The transcript is spliced from 3 exons. NCBI's taxonomy places the organism in Eukaryota, Fungi, Ascomycota, Sordariomycetes, Diaporthales, Diaporthaceae.